AUGACAGAACCUUCAGAUACAGCAGUAAACUUGAAGACCAUUUCAAGAAUCUUCCAUGAACUUCUGUUCAAGAACAACACCAGAAUAAGUGAAAAGGCAUUACAAUUGUCUGGUCAAUAUAUACGACUUUUCAUCAACGAAGCAAUUAUUAGAUCUAACGAACUAAGACUUGAAGAGAUCAAGGAACAAGGACAAGUGGAUGGGAUUGAUAAUGUGAAGAAGGAUAUGGGUGAAGAUGAAGAAGAGGUUCCUGAUAUGACAAUGGACGAAGAUUUUGAAGAACCUUUGACUCAAAUGCCUGCAAUUGAAGAGGAUGAUACUUUAGAUGCUAGACACUUAUCUAAAGUAGCUGGAGUAUUGUUGUUAGACUUCUGA
Messenger RNA from Yamadazyma jaroonii, 375 nucleotides. NCBI's taxonomy places the organism in Eukaryota, Fungi, Ascomycota, Pichiomycetes, Serinales, Debaryomycetaceae. The record is from the annotation of a GenBank genome assembly.